GUGCCACUAAAGAAAACCCUUCUCUUUUCUCUCUCCUCCCUAGAUCCGUAGUUGGGGUCGUUUUUCCUUCCCUCAAUAUCACUCUACAGUAAUCUCAAACCUAAAACAAAUUUGGUUUUUAUCUUGUGUAAUUGUAUCCCCUGGAACGACAAAUUGAGCUCUGAGGAAAUACAGCAAUGGCUUCUUAUCGAUCCUUGAUCAAUGUUUACAAGAAUGCCAUCAAUGUCUCCCAAGUCCGUUCGAUCUUUACGACCUCACAUCUUGAGAUGUCUUUUGCUGAUAAGAUAAGAAGAGCAAUGGCUAAAGAUCCUAUCAAUACUCAAGCAAAUCCACAUUCUUUCACCCUACUCCGAUUUGCUGAUGAGAUCAUGAGUUCUAGAAAAGCAUUACAAUGUAAGCAAUUCGAAGUCGGGAGAAUUAGUGAUGAGACGCUUGCGGAUUCGUUAAAAAAAGAAUCAUUAAUUCGAGUUCUUGGAUGUUUCGAUAAUACUGGAGAGAAUUUAAAAGCAAGUCAGAAAAAAGAGGCAGCAAAAGAGUGUAAUUGCACGUUGGGAGAAGUAGAGGAUGUGUUGGGGAGGUUUAGGUGGAUUAAAGAAGCACGAAAGAAGAUGGAUAAGUUAAAGGCAGAAGGGAAACCAAUGCCACAGAACAUGAUCGAGAUUCAAAAGUUGAUGGGCUCAACAGCGACGGAUUUUGCUAGGUCUAGUUAGGCAAAGAGUGGUUCGUAAACAAGAUUAAAAAAAAAGGGUUCCUUUUCUUCCCUUUUAUGACGUUCCAGGUUCAGCACUUGACCAUGCUAAACAUAGUAGCCACUCUUAUAAUCCUUUGGAAUGGUAACAUUUACACAUGUCACUUGACAUACUAACAUGGCAGACGGAGUUCUUCUAAAAGGACAAACCAUUGUCAACCAUCUUAGCUCACCAGAAAGAUAUCGGGUCACGCCCUACAGGGCCCAUUUCUGGUAAAUUUUUAUUGCAGUGAUUUGUAUCUUCAGUCGCCGGUUUUGGAUUACCAGAAACACUCACUUAGUUAGAAAAUCGUGUACUGUGAUUUUAGA
This is a messenger RNA of Papaver somniferum (opium poppy), 1057 nucleotides long. RefSeq lists its product as uncharacterized. Lineage: Eukaryota; Viridiplantae; Streptophyta; Magnoliopsida; Ranunculales; Papaveraceae. The transcript is spliced from 5 exons. The record is from RefSeq and is a predicted model, not a curated record. The coding region runs from base 177 to 710 and encodes 177 amino acids.